AUGGUAUUUGCUGUGCGCAAAAAGCGCAGACAGGAUUCAAGCACAGUAGCUUACGAACGAGAUGAAAAUUCUCAAUUUGAAUUAGCAAUGGAUACAAAGCUUGAAAUGAACAUGGAUGAAGAAUAUAAUCAACUGAUUGGUCAUCAUCCAAACAUCGUGAAUAUCAUUGGUUUUCGUCGUGUGGGCUUGUGCUGGGAACAGUUCGUAGAAUACAUUGAUGGCGAAAAUUUCUACAAUUACAUGGAUGCAUUAUAUUUUAAAACGAAUCGCUUAAUUGAAGGAGAUAAAGCUCGUUCAUUUUUCACAAAUUUGAUGAAUGCUGUGGAGCAUAUUCAUAGUUUGAAAUUAGCACACAUGGAUAUAAAGCUGGAACAUUGUCUAAUUACCAGAAAUGGAAUUCUGAAACUGUCUAAUUUCGCGGAAGCACGAAUUUUUGUGCCUAACCUUAAAUUCGCUUUUCCUGAAUAUUUCACCAAAGCUUAUGCUGCUCCUGAAACACUGAAAAAAAAAUACAGGCCAGACGUCGCAGAUAUUUGGGCCUGUGGAAUAUUUCUGUACGUCAUGUUGAAGAAAUGUUUUCCGUGGGAUAUUGCGAGAAAGAACGAAGAUAGAAAUUAUCGUAGAUGGGUUAAAAACGACGAUAAGAUCGCAUUUUUGAGCAUACCGGGUUGCUAUGGAUGUGUUUCAGGUAGGUUUUUAUUGAAUAAAAAACUCAUUUUUUUAACCAAGGUUGUUGGUGCUGUACUGACUAGAUAGAA
This is a messenger RNA of Thelazia callipaeda (thelaziosis nematode), 758 nucleotides long. The record is from the annotation of a GenBank genome assembly. Lineage: Eukaryota; Metazoa; Nematoda; Chromadorea; Rhabditida; Thelaziidae.